AUGCAGCAUUCACAGAGUUUAACUCGCUGUUGGGCCGCAGCUCUUCCACUGCGCCCCCUGCUGUAUGCGGCUGGAGUUGCAGUUACGGCCACAGGAGUUUAUUAUUAUUUUAAAACGCGCGGCGAUGAGUUUGCUUUGGUGGAGUCUGACUUGAUGUGUGAUGUGGAUGGAAUCAGGAACAUACAGACUGACAGCGCUGUCCCUGAGAAUCAGAAGGAUGAGGUAUCCGGUGCUCCGAUGGAGAGGGACAGGUCCAACCUGGAGGACAGAGUGAGGGAGUUGGAAGAACUUCUCUCAAAGACACACAGAGAGUGUGAGAUAAAAAACAAGGAGUGUGAGCAGGUGCGGGAAGCUCACAGUAUCAUGAAAUCACGUUACAUAGAGAUGACGGAAUCUGUAACACACUGCGAGGAGUCACUCAGGAACCUGCAGGUCACUCUUUCUGAAGCUGAAAGGAAAUAUGAGCAGGUGAUUGAGUCUAAUGCGCAGCUAAAGAAAGAGAACUCCAACCUGAGACCUGACUUGACCUUACUACAAGAUUGGGCGCAUGAGCAAGAGAAAGCGCUCUCUAAGAUCAAGCGCAGGAAUAAUAAGAUAAGAAAAGAGUGUAAGCAUGAGCGGAAGGCUCACAGUAUCCUGAAGUUACAGUACAAUGAGAUGAAGGAAACUUUUACCCAAAACGAGGAGUCACUAAAGCUGUCUCUGGCUGAUGUUGAAGAGAAAUAUGAGCUGGUGAAUGCGUCCUUUGCUCAUCUGGAGUCUUACCUGAUGUCCCAGGUGAGCACACUGCAAGCCUCAGUGCAGCAGCUGGAGGAAGAGCUCUGUGAGACUCGCAGAAAGUGUGAUGAAAUAACGAUAGAGAGGGAGCAUGAGCAGGAGGUACAUAGUAUCCUGAAGCUGCAGUACCAAGAGAUGAGGGAAAAUUUAGAACAGUGCCGUGAGUUACUUAAAAAUCGUCACAUAUCUCUUGGAUCUGAGGAGCCUGUGGUUUUAUGAACCCUAAAUACCUGCCAGGGACA
Messenger RNA from Neoarius graeffei (lesser salmon catfish), 1019 nucleotides. Its product is annotated as centrosomal protein of 83 kDa-like. The coding region runs from base 1 to 996 and encodes 331 amino acids. The record is from RefSeq and is a predicted model, not a curated record. The transcript has 9 exons. Gene Ontology annotation, molecular function: DNA-binding transcription factor activity, RNA polymerase II-specific; RNA polymerase II cis-regulatory region sequence-specific DNA binding. NCBI's taxonomy places the organism in Eukaryota, Metazoa, Chordata, Actinopteri, Siluriformes, Ariidae. Gene Ontology annotation, biological process: regulation of transcription by RNA polymerase II.